UGUGUGCACUGAUACACUGACUGUGUGGGUUUGUGAAGACUCCAAAACAACCAUGUAUUAUGAGAGGAAGACGGAGAAACCACAUUAGACUUGCCAGAGCUAGUGGAGAGGAGCCAGUGAAGUGGGACUGUCCUUUGUACCUAUUGAGUCAAUGCCCUAGGCCUACUACAACUGUGAUUGACUUCACUUUAGACAUCCAUUCUUUGGAAAAUGGAUGUAUUGAUCAAUUGGUUAAGGAGUGUUUUACUGUGCUGGACAUAUCUGGUUGUCUUUCUCACCAGUGCAACUUUAAUGAUUCCCAACCAGGAGCAGGUGCGCAGUGAAACCCCUAUGGGCCGAAAGGACACAGAUUUCGAUGAUGUAUCCUUUCUACGGACCAGAUCAAGUAGUUUCGUAUCUUCCUCGCAGCUGAUUCGGCCAUAUUCACUCUCGAUGAAUGAGGAGGAUUACCAUUACGCUCCGAAACCCAAACACCUGCGGCACAACCGGCUCCUGCGCAUUUUGGGCUCGUCUUUUGAUCCGUUCUGGAUGUCCAUAGAACGCCCAGCCGAAGCAAGGGUCGACACCGAUGCGUCUGGUGGUCAAACUGCGUCUCGUGGUGACCCGCCCGCUUUAUCAAACUACACCACCAACGAGGGGUUCAACUUCGACGCGUCUCCAGAGCUGACAGAGGGUGCAGCGCGCUACCAACGAAAACUACAAAACGACGCAGAAGAUUUGGACUUGAGUGAACUUCCUGCAGACGUUGCCAGCACUCUGCGUGAUUGGCUGGUCCGCUCGGCCACCUGUGGAAUGCGCUACCAGUGGGUAAAAUUAGCUCCAGUGUUCUGGCCCCGCUGGUUGCGCCACACCGAUUGCGAAAAAUCUGGUGGCUCGCGGAGUUGCUCUUUCCCCAGUGGGAUGGCAUGCCGGCAGGCCCAAACCACACAGAUAAAGAUACUGGCCUGGCACUGCUGGAGCAGCGAAGAGAGAGGCGGGGAUGGGUUAAGAGAGAUGGCCGGGAUCGACAGGGGGACUGUGGUGGUGGGGACAGGUGUUGCAAGCAGAAAGUGUUUGUGGAGGCAGGUACCUUAUCCUGUGGUUACAGCGUGUAAAUGUUCAUGCAAAUAGUUUUAUUUGAUCACUGUUAAUCACGAACAUGUAACCUAUUUGGGGUUGGCCUACAUUCAGGAGAUAAUUUAUUUGAACAUCUGAUUGUCAAUGUAGGCUUAAGACAAUUUGUUUUGCAAUUGAUUAUCAAGUAUUGUUUGUCCAGCCUUAAAUAAAUAUAUAUAUUUGUAUACAAUUAAUUCACUUGGGUUUCGUAAUCAACUUGUUUUUAUUAGUAUGAAAUGAAGCUAUUGGAUGAAAAUUGAAUAAACUGAAUGUUUCCAACCAA
Messenger RNA from Oncorhynchus gorbuscha (pink salmon), 1378 nucleotides. RefSeq names its product noggin-2-like. Bases 211 to 1110 code for a protein of 299 amino acids. The transcript has a single exon. Gene Ontology annotation, biological process: dorsal/ventral pattern formation; negative regulation of BMP signaling pathway; osteoblast differentiation. The record is from RefSeq and is a predicted model, not a curated record. NCBI's taxonomy places the organism in Eukaryota, Metazoa, Chordata, Actinopteri, Salmoniformes, Salmonidae.